AUGAAAAAACUGUCUAACACCGCCUGUUUAUUGGCUGUUUCCGGCUACCACGGCGGUGGAUCGGGGCAGAAAAAGGAUGGCGUUGGCAGAGGGAAGUGUGGUGGUUCUAACGAAACUGGUCUUGCUCGAAUCGGGGUCGGAGUUGAGAGAAAACACCUCCCGAAGUCGGCUGUUCCCCCUGCCCGAAAUGCAGAAUUCUGGGUUUAA
Prunus armeniaca (apricot) is the source of this 207-nucleotide messenger RNA. NCBI's taxonomy places the organism in Eukaryota, Viridiplantae, Streptophyta, Magnoliopsida, Rosales, Rosaceae. The record is from the annotation of a GenBank genome assembly.